Nymphaea colorata (pocket water lily) is the source of this 1359-nucleotide messenger RNA. RefSeq names its product NADH--cytochrome b5 reductase 1. The record is from RefSeq and is a predicted model, not a curated record. The coding region runs from base 265 to 1098 and encodes 277 amino acids. The transcript has 9 exons. Gene Ontology annotation, biological process: electron transport chain. Gene Ontology annotation, molecular function: cytochrome-b5 reductase activity, acting on NAD(P)H. Lineage: Eukaryota; Viridiplantae; Streptophyta; Magnoliopsida; Nymphaeales; Nymphaeaceae.
UCGCUUGCCCGUGCAUCAUGUAGUUCGAACACGAGGCGUAGCUGACUCAGCCACCAACCAAACCAACGACCGUCCGUCUGCGUUCCCAUCUGCUCUCCUUACCGUUUGCUUGGAACGGUGGUAGGUGGGUGGAGGGGGUAAGUUUAGUUUAGGCGGCCUCACCCUCCUGUACUUGCACCACCACUCUUUUGUUGGUCUCCUAAGGUAUUCCUCGAAUUCUACGGCUGCGAGCAAGCAAGGGAACAAGGAGACGGCGGCUGAGAGAUGGAGCUGUUUCAGUCGCCCAACCUCGAGGUGAUCAGCAUUACGGUGGCCAUUGCUGCCGUCGCUGCCGCCGCCGCAUACUUCUACCUCAACAGCAAGCCUAAAGGGUGCUUGGAUCCUGAAAACUUCAGGAAUUUCAAACUGGUCAAGCGUACACAAUUGAGUCACAAUGUAGCCAAAUUUAAAUUUGCUUUGCCCACCCCUACCUCGAUUUUGGGUCUUCCUAUCGGGCAGCAUAUAAGUUGCAGAGGAAAAGAUAGUGCUGAUGAAGAAGUAAUCAAGCCCUAUACUCCUACUACAUUGGAUACAGAUGUCGGAUAUUUUGAACUAGUUAUAAAGAUGUAUCCUCAAGGACGAAUGUCUCAUCACUUCCGUGAGAUGAAGGUUGGCGAUUACCUUUCUGUAAAGGGACCAAAGGGACGUUUCAGGUAUCAACCUGGCCAAUUUAGGGCAUUUGGAAUGCUUGCUGGAGGAUCUGGUAUAACCCCAAUGUUUCAGGUGACUAGGGCCAUACUUGAAAACCCAAAAGAUGACACGAAGGUACACCUUAUCUAUGCAAAUGUGACAUACGAAGAUAUUCUGCUGAAGGAAGAACUUGAUUCCCUUGCUAGUAGCUAUCCUGAUCGCUGCCAUGUCUACUACGUACUGAAUCAGCCGCCUGAGACAUGGAAUGGUGGUGUUGGUUUUGUAUCCAAGGGAAUGAUUGAAGCCCACUGUCCAGCACCUGCAGCUGAUAUUCAGAUAUUGAGGUGUGGUCCACCACCCAUGAACAAGGCCAUGGCUGCUCACCUUGACGACCUUGGAUACACAAAGGAAAUGCAGUUCCAGUUCUAAGCUUGAGGCUUUUGGCUUCGUUUUUAUUUUUCUCACAUCAAUGUUGGAUGUUCAUUGUCAUGUUUGAAGGCUGUGAGAGAUAGCCUCUGUAGUUGGGUGGAGAUCCCGCGAUUACCUCAUAAACUAUCUGACGCUCAUAUGGAACUGCUUUCGAUACUUCUUCCUCUCUUUUUUGAUUUGGCAUUAGAGGUAGUAUCACCUGAUAAGAGAACAUAAAUACUUCCAUAAUUUCAUUCGAUAGGGUUUUUAUUCCUUGAUACA